AAUGCGGGCGGGGGAUCAGCAGGUAGCAGCAGCAGCAGCAGGCAGGUAGUGAACUGUGUUUAACUGUGCUGAACUGAGUUCAGCUGAAGCUACAAAACAACGGAAAACAACACGAACCCGCUCGAAACGAAGCUCCGCGAUGCCGCUGGGGCCGGGAGUUCCGCGGCCGGCCUGAGGAGCAGCUGCUGCGGCUGUGUGUGAGCGAGCGAGCGCUGCGGGGUCCGGGCGCUGAGGCAGCAGAGUAAAGGUAGGCAGUUGAGCACCUAUAGUCUUGAUUCUUUCCAUCAGCAUGGCUGAGAAGGAGCCAGGCAACCCAGCUCACGCCCUGUUUGACCUCUUUGUGGCGGCCCAAACCUGCAAAGAGGUGCAGCUGAAGUUUGCUGAGCUUUGUCGCCACCUAGAGGUGGACUCCCAGGACUAUCGCAACUUCUACAACAAGCUGAAGGAAAGACUGAACUACUGGAAAGCCAAAGAUCUCUGGCAGAAGAUUGACAGCAGAGCUAACCACUCUGACUACGAGCAGGGCAAACCCUGUGCCAAAACUAAGUGUUUAGUGCUCGGAGCGGGUCCAUGUGGGCUGAGGGUGGCUAUAGAGCUGGCUCUGCUGGGAGCGCAGGUAGUCUUAUUAGAGAAGAGAACCUCUUUCUCCAGGAACAACGUCCUCCACCUGUGGCCCUACACCAUCCGAGACCUGCGCAACCUCGGCGCAAAGAAGUUCUACGGCAAAUUCUGUUGCGGCUCUCUUGAUCACAUCAGUAUCCGUCAGCUACAGCUGAUUCUGCUGAAGCUGGCUCUGCUGUUGGGGGUGGAAGUUCACACAGGAGUGAGUUUCAAAGGCCUGGUGGAGCCUCAAGCCUCAGGAGCUGCAGGCUGGAAGGCAUUACUGCACCCAGAGUCUCACCCUGCUGCUGCUUACCAGUUUGAUGUCUUUAUCUCUGCUGGAGGAGGAAGAUUCGUACCAGAUGGCUUUAAGAGGAAGGAGCUGAGAGGAAAGCUGGCCAUCGGGAUCACUGCUAACUUUGUAAAUCGCCAUACUGCCGCCGAGGCCCAGGUCCCAGAGAUCAGUGGAGUGGCUCGAAUUUACAACCAGAAAUUCUUCCAGGAGCUUCAUACAGAGAAGGGUAUUGAUCUGGAGAACAUUGUCUACUAUAAAGAUGACACUCACUACUUUGUCAUGACUGCCAAGAAGAACAGUCUGUUGAAGAAAGGAGUCAUUAAGCAAGACUUUAGCGACGCAGAUCAGCUGUUAGCACCGGCUAACGUUAACCAGGAGGCUUUGCUGCAGUAUGCGCGUGAUGCCGCUCAGUUCUCUACAGGCGGUAAGCUGCCCGAUAUGGAGUUUGCACUGAACCACGCCGGCCAGCAGGACGUGGCCAUGUUUGACUUCACCUGCAUGCACCGAGCAGAGAACGCCUCGCUGGUGAGAGAGAGGAGGGGCAAGAAACUCCUCAUCGGACUGGUGGGAGACUGUCUGGUGGAGCCUUUUUGGCCCCUGGGUACAGGCAUAGCACGGGGGUUCCUGGCUGCGUUUGAUACAGCGUGGAUGGUGAGGAACUGGGGCAAAGGGAUGCCUCACCUGCAGGUCUUAUCGGAAAGGGAAAGUGUGUACCAGUUGCUCUCACAGACCACGCCUGAGAACACCAGCAAAAACUACAAUGCCUACAGCAUAGACCCCAGCACCCGCUACCCCAACGUCAACGUGUCCUCCAUCAAGCCUAAACAGGUGCAGCAUCUGUAUGAUGAAGACAGUUUGGAUAGCAGCAGCAGCAGGCCUACUAAAAAGAAGAAAGAUUCAUUAGCUAGUAGAAAACAAGAUUCUCUGACACGCCUGUCGGACCUGCUGAGCUGGUGUCAGAAACACACAGCCUGGUGUAACCGUGUCCAGGUCAAAGACUUGAGUCAGUCUUGGAAGUCUGGCCUGGCGCUGUGUGCCCUGAUCCACCACUUCAGACCCAAACUCAUAGAUAUGUCCAGACUGAAGGAGAAGGAUGCUAAGUUCAAUAAUCAGCUGGCCUUUGACAUCCUCCAGAGAGAGUUCGGCAUUGAGCCGAUUAUGUCGGCUAGUGAUAUGGCCACUAGCAAGGAGAUUGACCAGCUGUCUAUGGUGCUCUACCUCACCCAGGUCCACAACGCUUUUACUGAGACACCAGUGCCAAAAGAUCAGUCCAGCCACAAGUCACUCUCUCUCUCCAGGACUCGCUCUGCCGUCUUCUUCCUGAACAAGCUCAAACACAACUCCCUCCAGAGGCGCAAGGAGAGUCAGACAACCAAGCGAGAGGAAAGAAGAGACGAAAUGAGGGAGGAAGAGGAGCAGAAGAAAGACCCUGUGUCUGAGUUGCCCCCCGCAGAGCCGGGCAGCAGCGAGUGUUACUUCUGCCACCAGCAGCUGUACGUGCUGGAGAGGGGCAGCGCUGAGGGCAAAUUCUUCCACCGCAGCUGCUUCACAUGCCAGCAGUGUGGCACCACCCUGCGCCAGGGAGGAUACACCUUCUACCCGGACACUGGGAGGUUCUACUGCGAGCAGCACUCAGAGCCUGUGGCAGAGAAGAGGCAGGAGGAGCGGGAGUCGGAGCCAGCAGAUCCCUCCACAGGGGUUCAGGAUAAUAUCCAGCCCAAUAAGAAUGAACAGCAUGGGGAUGACCAUAAAAAAGGCAAGGAAGAGGAGCACAGUGAAGAGUCUCGGGCGAAUGAAUCUCCUCAGUCCUUCCGCUCUGUGAAGAGAAAAAGCUCCUAUAAGAUCUCCAUAGACCCUCACUGUGAUGAGUCCACAGAAUCCGACAUCCUUGAGAAACAGGAGGAGGAAGACCAGCUCGCAAACAGAGCUGCUAAAGACUCUGAUAAGCCUGGAAUACCUACAGAUCUGAGUACAGAACUUCCCUGUCCUGGUGCUGUUCCUGCUCCAGUGCCCAGCCCACGCAAAUCCCGAACCCCCAGUGCUCAUUCACCAGUCCCUAAACCACGCACCAUCCAUAACGUCGUACCCUCCCCCAACCAUAGCAAAAAGUGCCCAGAGAAAGACCACACCUCCUCAACGACAGUGCCAACGACAGUGGAAACCAUUGCGUCUGGUGAUCAUAAAGAUGAUCAAGAAGAAGAAGAAGCAGAAGCGCUGGAACAGACCGAGAACGGCCAUCAUCCUCUUGGCCCAUCAGACCCCAGACCCAAGCUGUCUCUUAAAAAGCUGCAGCUCACGGACGAAGAGAAGACCCAGCUGGUGAAUCUGAGCUUCAGCCAGGACUCGGACUCUGAGACGCCGGCAUCCUCAUCUGCCGCUUCUACUUCUUCCUCCAACAAGCCCAACGAUGGAGGCGAGGAGGAGGGCUACUGGAGCGGAGGAGCGUCGUCGCUGAGUCACGUCCGAGAGAAGAAGAAUCGCCGCUGCUUCAGAAGGAAGGGAGAGCCCCAGAAACCUGCUCAGAUCCAGCAGGGCAGGCUCAGGUCCAAGUUCUCCCCCUGGAAUCUGUCCUCUCCUCGGCUACAGCAGCGCUUCAGUGUGUUGCGGCCUGCAGUGCAAGUUCAGCCUGAGUCAGACGAUGAGGUGGAUGCUGACGGUGUGGAUGAUGAGGACGAGGAGGAGGAGGAGGAGGAAGAAGAAGACAACGAAGAGGCUCUGAUGACAGCGGAUCAUUAUUUGGAUGGACAGGCUGGAUCAGUGAAACUGUCUGCGGCGGAGAAGCAGGAGAUGACGAAACUGAGGACUCUGGAGCGAAGAGCGAAGAUGAGCGAGCUGCAGCGCUUCCACAAAGCUCAGUCUAUCCAGAGGAGGCUGGAGGAGAUUGAAGUGACAUUUAAGGAGCUAGAGGAGAAAGGCGUAGUGCUGGAGAGAUCACUCAGAGGAGAGCCUGGCUCUGAUGGAUCAGCGACUAUGAUAGACGACUGGAUUGAGUUGGUCCAGCAGAAAAAUGAUCUGGUCUCAGAGGAGUCUGACCUCAUGGUGGCGUCUCGGCAGCUGGAGCUGGAAGAUAAACAGAGCAUGCUGGAGCUGGAGCUGCGGCGCUUCAUGGAAACAGACGACUCUGAAAAGACAGAAGCGCAGCAGAAAGAGGAGGAACAAAUCCUGCAGCAGAUGCUGGAGGUGGUGGAUAUGAGGAAUUCUCUCGUGGCCUUCCUGGAGGAAAAGAGACUCAAAGAGCUGAACGAGGAAACAAUGGGCUCCUCGCUGCUGGAGACCAAGCGGCACUCGACCGCAUCCGCCCAGGUCCACUGGGCGUGAGAGAGGGGGCGCCACUGUGUACGCACAAACCCACGCAAACACACCGCCUUCUGCCCGCCGGCUGAAAUUUAUUACAUUUCAAACCAAAGACUCUGAAAGGGAAAAUCCUGUGAGACGGGACUCAUUACUGUGUGCGCGCUUGGACACACUCAGGUUUUCGCGAUGUUGGCAGGACGUACGGGGCUUUACACCACCAUUCAGACCUGAGGCUACCUAUGAACGACACCUCAUGAUGUUGUCCAGAGAGAUCUGGAGCUUCUAUUACUAACACCACCCCAGCCUUCACUGCCCUGUCACAGCCUAGAGAGAAAGAAAACAAAGAGGUAGAAAGAUAGAAAUAGAGAGAAAGAAAGAGAGAGAGAGAGAGAUGGGUGGAGUCUCCCUGUUGUAGCUACUGUACACUCCCACGCACACGCAGUCACACGAGUGUGUGAACGAGACAUAGAUAUGUCAUAUAUAUUUAUAUAUAUAUAUAUAAAUAUAAAUAUAAAUAUAUAUAUAUGAGAGCUGGACUCGGGACAAUGUGCUAAUGAUAACCCUCUUCAGUGUUCUACUGAAUAAGUAUGGAAAAGGAGGAAAUGAGAGGGAAUGAAUGUGUAUUAUUCUCUUAUAUCGCGGCCAUAUUUAUUCAGGGUCGUCUGCCAAGCACAUAGAUAUUCUGAAUGAUUGAUGUUCAUAGCGACACUUAAAAAAAAAAAAAAAAAAAAAGAAAGAAAAAAAGAAAAGAAAUUGUGUUAUUUGGGUAACAUUUCACAAUAAAGGUACAUCAAAUACAAAAACAGUGCUUACGCCAGAAAUUGACAUUGUUAACUGGUUAAAUUGGUUAUUGUGUCAACUAAUUAUUAAUUGACAUUAAAAAAAUUGAAAAUAAAAACAUAUUAUUGCAUACUAUAUGAUAUGGCACACCCCUAAUUGAGAUAUUAACAAAAAUAUAUAUAUUUUUAGCAGAUUUGUAUCAGAAGUCAAUGAUCCAAAAUGUCAUGAUACUAAUAAUAAUACACUCCAAAUAUCCACAUAUAUCCAGGAUUAAAGUAAAAUAAAUUAUACUGGACAAAUAUAAUCUAUAUUCUUUAGUAGAUAUAUAAUGGGAAAUGAGAACAGUGUAAAUUUUUGUUUUGCUAUAAUCAACCAAAAAAUAGUACCCUGAAAUGUAAUAAUUAGACCUGAGUGAUAUGGCACGAUAUUUCAGGGUAUAAUAUCGUCCAAUGUUGACGAUAUUAUUGCAUACAAUAUGAUUUGACACCUAAUUGACACUAAUUAAGACAUUUAAAGAUUAUUUUUUUAUGUAGUAGCUCAUAACAUGAUCAGCAACUUGGAUCACAACAGAGCUUCAGCCAGUAUUUUCUUAUUGGAACUGUGCAUUAUGUCGCGGUAAUCUGUGUGGGAUGCAGCCUCCGAAUCUGCCCACUGUCAAUUCCUUGAUUCCCAUUUCCACACUCAGGGUUGCCAGGUGUAGACAGCAGCUUGUAAACAGCCAUGUCCUGCAGCCGUGGAAACGGACAAGCUGGCUAUUUGUCUGGCUGUUUGACAGGUAAUCGCUGAGCUUCAGCAAGGUUGCUGAGAAUAACUGGAUUUUUUUUGUAGACACUGAAAUGUGUAUAUUCACUGAUCAGUUACAGAGUAAGACUUUGCGUUGUGUACUAAUUAAUAAUAAGUUGAGGCAUUCCGUCGUAAGUAAUGUUAAUUAACGUACCUUUAUUGUAACGUGUUGCCGAUAUUUGUUAGAAAUGCUUUUUCAGUCCUUCUGCUGCUGCUUAUUAAUACAAUGCCAUAAUAAUCACAAGUCGAUGCCAACGCUUUUAAGAGAACAAGCUCAGUAUGUUUCUGCUUUGCCACAGCAAAACAUUAUAAAAAAAUAAUAAUCUCACUGAACUCUUGUGCAAUGUACAACUUUUAUUAUUAUUAUUACUACUAUUAUUAUUAUUAUUAUUAUUGUUAUUAUUAUUAUUUGAGCACAUUUUCAUAGACAGAGUUUAUGUUGUAAAGUGGGAUGGUCUAGAAACUCAGGGUUUGGUUAAUAAGACCUAUACUGGAGUGCCACAUCAGAAUCAACGCUAUUUCUCUCUGAAAGGGCAGUGCGGUUUCUGAAGGGUUUGGAUUUAUUGAUUCAAUUUACGUUGCAUUCGUGAACCGUGAACCGUUUUACAUGAACCAAGUGAGACCGGGUGAUCCGUUGUGGAAAAUUUUGAGAAUUUAUGUUUUUUUUUUUUUUUGGUUUUGUGUUCGGCCCUUUGUGGUUCUUUUCUCUAUGAUUUGCUCUUCUUUCAGCUCUGACGGUACACAGUAUCCUAAUAAUAAUAAAUUCAGUAUAUGAGA
Molecule: messenger RNA, 6529 nt
Organism: Astyanax mexicanus (Mexican tetra)
Lineage: Eukaryota; Metazoa; Chordata; Actinopteri; Characiformes; Acestrorhamphidae
Gene: mical1
Product: microtubule associated monooxygenase, calponin and LIM domain containing 1
Exons: 24
Coding region: 290-4213 (1307 amino acids)
Molecular function (GO): FAD binding; protein binding
Source: RefSeq, a predicted model, not a curated record